GGCUGGGUGAGGCGGCAGACGUAGGAACGAAUCAACCCGGGACAUUACAAAAGCGAAAUAAAACACUACGCCAGGAUUUGAUAGGGACCUAUCGAAGGACUGUCGCCAUGGAAACGCUAGUGCAGCGGCUGGAGCAGGCCGUGAUUCGUGUGGAGCAGGUGUCCGUCAACAUGCAGGUGUCCAAUGGCAUGGCCAACGGGGAAUGUAACGGGAUCAACAGAGGUCAGUCCCAGUGUAUGGAGGCCUUUGACCUGCUGCUGAUGGGGCCGUUGUCAGAGUACUUGAAGAAUAGCCGUGCCAUAGGAGAGGAUGUGGAGAAGCAUGCGGAGAUGGUGAACAACGCUCUGCAGCUUCAGAGAAGCUUCCUCAAAAUGGCCACCACACACCAGGAGCCUGCUCAGAUGGAGCUGGCUGACCUGCUAAAGCCUAUCUCAGAGAAGAUCCAGGAGAUUCAGAACUUCCGGGAGCGUAACCGUGGCAGUAGCCAAUUCAACCACCUAUCAGCUGUCAGCGAGAGCAUCCCAGCGCUGGGCUGGGUUGCUGUGAGCCAGAAGCCAGUUCCCUAUGUGAAGGAGAUGAAUGAUGCUGCCAUUUUCUACACUAACAGAGUUCUGAAAGACUAUAAAGACUCAGACAAGCGUCAUGUGGAGUGGGUGAGGUCCUACCUAUCCAUCUGGACUGAGCUUCAGGCCUUCAUUAAACAGUAUCACACAACAGGCCUGGUCUGGAGCAAGACUGGUCCCAUUGCGCCUCCCUCUCUGUUCUCCCCUGCCCCUGGUGGUCCCUGCCCCCCUCCCCCUCCACCACCUCCACCCCCUGGACCGCCACCAGUCUUCACAGGCGAACCGCCCCAGGCCGACAGCACCACGGCCCAGCAUUCAGCUCUCUUCACCCAGCUGAAUCAAGGAGAAGCCAUCACUAAAGCAUUAAAGCACAUCUCAAAGGACCAGAUGACCCAUAAGAACCCUGCCCUUCGCUCCCAGGGAGGAGAGCAUCAUGCCUCCCCACCCAAGAGCCGAAACCCUGGAGGCUCCUCCAACAGAGCGCCUCCCCAGAAACGACCCCCCCUACUGGAGCUGGAGGGGAAGAAAUGGAGGGUGGAGUACUUUGACCAAGCUCAUGACCUGGUUAUCGAGGAGCCAGAGCUGAGACAGGUGGCCUAUGUCUUCGGCUGCAGCAACUCUACUCUACAGAUAAAGGGAAAGAUCAACUCCAUCAUUGUGGAUAACUGUAAGAAGCUUGGUCUGGUGUUUGACAACGUUGUUGGCAUUAUGGAAGUCAUCAACUCUAAAGACAUUAAGUUGCAGGUGAUGGGUAGAGUUCCCACCAUCUCUAUCAACAAGACAGAGGGCUGCCAAGUCUACCUGAGUAAGGACGCUCUGGACUGUGAGAUUAUCAGCGCCAAGAGCUCUGAAAUGAACAUCCUGGUACCGCAGGACGACGACUAUAGGGAGUUCCCAGUUCCUGAGCAGUUCAAGACGGUUUGGGACAGGUCCAAACUGGUGACAGAACCCACAGAGAUCGCUGGCUGAUCGCUGAUACUUCCUCGUUCUCAUCAUCUCUCUCACACCCCCACAUAUUCCUCUUCCUCUCCUCCCUUUUCCCUCUACGUCAAAGAUUUCACAAACCCAUAUAGGC
Salvelinus namaycush (lake trout) is the source of this 1638-nucleotide messenger RNA. It is a transcript of the gene cap2, whose product is annotated as cyclase associated actin cytoskeleton regulatory protein 2. Gene Ontology annotation, biological process: cytoskeleton organization; regulation of adenylate cyclase activity; cell morphogenesis. The transcript has 13 exons. The record is from RefSeq and is a predicted model, not a curated record. Gene Ontology annotation, cellular component: cytoplasm. Lineage: Eukaryota; Metazoa; Chordata; Actinopteri; Salmoniformes; Salmonidae. The coding region runs from base 108 to 1532 and encodes 474 amino acids. Gene Ontology annotation, molecular function: actin binding; adenylate cyclase binding.